GCUAACUGCUAAACAUAUGCAGUGCCCGGAGAAGCUACAGCUGUUUCGAGCAUUUUUUCUGUUUUAAUCAGCAAACCCGUAAAUUAACCCUCCGGUAGUGGUGUCACGUGGGCAGCGGCCCGGCCCGUGAUUGGAGGACGGUGUUCUUCAUGCACACGUCCUCGCUGUUCUACAAGAGCACGUUUGAUUCCCUGACAGCUCGCUCCGGGGAAAAGGGUCGAGGGGGGGUCUCCCAGAGGUUUGGACCAAAGCUGCAGAGGAAACUAGAACACUUUGACUUUUCUUCUUAAUGCAUUAAGUGGGGGCUGAUUUUAGGAACCACGAUGGAUUCGAGGUCAUUCGACGUCGACGCGCCGCGAUGGGAUCAGUCGACGUUCAUGGGCCGACUCAAUCACUUCUUCAACGUCACGGACUGGAGAACCGUGGUGCUGCCCGACUCGCGCCUGGAUGAGGCCAAAGCUUUAGUAGCACAAUGCAGGGGGGGCUCCGUCCCUCCCGGCACCACCGAGGAGCAGCUCCACUACGCCAAGAAGCUGUACGACUCGGCCUUCCACCCCGACACCGGGGACCGCAUGAACCUCAUCGGCCGCAUGUCCUUCCAGGUGCCCGGAGGCAUGGCCAUCACCGGCUUCAUGCUGCAGUUCUACAGAACAGUGCCUGCUGUGGUGUUCUGGCAGUGGGUGAAUCAGUCCUUCAACGCUUUGGUCAACUACACGAACCGUAACGCCGCCUCCCCCAUCACCCCCAAGCAGAUUGGGGUGGCCUACGUCACCGCGACCAGCACCGCGUUGGCAACCGCAGUGGGACUCAACCUCUACACAAAGAAAGCUCCUCCUCUCGUGGCUCGCUGGGUCCCGUUUGCAGCCGUGGCCUCUGCAAACUGCGUCAACGUCCCCAUGAUGAGACAACAGGAAAUUCUGAACGGUAUUGCAGUCACGGACGAGAAUGGCAACAAACUGGGCCACUCCACGAGAGCAGCGGUGAAAGGCAUCACGCAGGUGGUCGUCUCUCGGAUCACGAUGGCUGCACCAGGCAUGAUCAUCCUGCCCAUCAUCAUGCAGAGGAUGGAAAAAUACAAGUUCAUGCAGAGAAUCACGGUUCUCCACGGGCCCCUUCAGGUCCUGUUGGUGGGAGGGUUUUUGGUCUUCAUGGUGCCGGCUGCCUGCUCCCUGUUCCCUCAGAGAUGCUCGAUGGACGUGUCCAAGCUGGAGCCCCAGCUGAGAGACUCCAUCGUGUCUCGCUAUGGAGACGCUGUACAACGCGUCUACUUCAACAAAGGCCUCUGAGGCCGCUCGCCACGCUGGAUCAAAUAAAGAUGUGGUUGCGUAACAAUUCUUCAUUUUCUAAUUAUUCCGAGAUCAGCCAGGCCCCUUAUUUCUUAUCCAUUUAGUCGGUUUGAACCAUGUUAAUCCAUUAAACCGACACCUCUGUAGCGUCGCCUCUCUGGAAAGUACCUCCGUAAGUUUGUCCUUCGUGACUCUUUGGUUGGCUUUCUGUUUACAAUCUGUGCCUUUGUCAAAGGGAGAAACUACACUGCUGUAAUCCUUUAAAGCAGAAAAAUCCUUCUAUGCAAGUUUUGUGCGAUUGAGAAGUCGAGGAUCCUGCCCUCUUUAUUAGAGAGGUUCAUGUGUGUCACACAGUCAUCAGUGGAAGCUGGAAUAAAACCACAAGUAUUUGGAAUGUUGAA
Messenger RNA from Pungitius pungitius (ninespine stickleback), 1687 nucleotides. It is a transcript of the gene sfxn2, whose product is annotated as sideroflexin 2. NCBI's taxonomy places the organism in Eukaryota, Metazoa, Chordata, Actinopteri, Perciformes, Gasterosteidae. Gene Ontology annotation, biological process: serine import into mitochondrion; monoatomic ion transport. The coding region runs from base 324 to 1286 and encodes 320 amino acids. The transcript has 12 exons. Gene Ontology annotation, cellular component: mitochondrial inner membrane. Gene Ontology annotation, molecular function: monoatomic ion transmembrane transporter activity. The record is from RefSeq and is a predicted model, not a curated record.